CCAAAUUCUACCUGCCCACAACAAAAUCUUUCUGACUCAAAGAAUCAAAUUUAAUGCAGCAUUAGUAUCUGUUUCGAGAAAUUUCAGGAGCAGGGAAGGGUUCAAGACCUGGAAAAAUGUCACAAGGACAAACACCACUGCAGAAACCACCUGGAUACAGAGAUAUCCCAGUCCAGAGGCUGCAGCCACCACCAGCACGAAAAGCCGCCGCCCUACCACCAUCAUUCUACCAAAAAAAGCGGCGGAACUGGUGCAGGAUGUGUUGUUGCUGCACUUGCAUAUCCCUUGUUUUGUUAAUCCUCUUGAUCAUUGCUGCUGCUGCCUUUUUCUAUGCCUGGUUUGAUCCAAAGCUGCCUGUUGUCCACCUUAAAACCAUCAAAUUCACCAAAUUCAAUGUAAUGAACACCGAUGCGGGACCCGCAUUGGAUGCGCAGUCGAGUCUCGACGUUGAGAUAAAGAACCCGAACAAACACUUCGAGAUGGAGUACGAUAAGACACGGAUGGUUUUGAAUGCUGGAAAUGGUGCAAAUUUGGGGGAACAAACUUUGCCUGGAUUCACACAAGAGAAAAACAACGUGACAACUUUGAAAUUUACAAUCAAGGCAAGUCAAGAACUUUUGGCCAAAAAAGAUGCUGAUAAGUUUAUAAAUGGAUUCAAGAACAAGAAUUUGGUGGUGAGUCCUGAGGUGAGGACAGGAAUUGGAUUGAAGGGGAAUGGAUGGAAAACUGGUACAGUUCAAGUGGAUGUGAUUUGUGCUGGCAUGACAUUGAAUCAGAUUCAGAACAGCGCUACACCCAAAUGCCGCAUUAAGUUGCUAGACUGGGUAUAUGUAAAUUGAACGAUUAUUUCUCAAAUCAUAUCGAUCUUCAUAAGGAAUGCUUAUCAGUAACAUAGAUUGGCAGAUCUGCAGGAGUCGGAGGAAGGCCUAAAGUUGCUAUUGGACAACAUUAAACAACUCGUUUAUCAUAUUCAUACACACACAUAACAAUGACACACUACAAUUUAUUACAAGUUAAUUAGUAUUACAAUGACACGCUAUAUUGUCUUGUCUAUUGUUGCACAACAAAUCUAUAACAGUUUAUAUACAUGUAUAGUUAGUUUGAUACGUUGAACUCGAGAGUA
This is a messenger RNA of Olea europaea var. sylvestris, 1123 nucleotides long. RefSeq lists its product as uncharacterized. Gene Ontology annotation, cellular component: plasma membrane. The record is from RefSeq and is a predicted model, not a curated record. NCBI's taxonomy places the organism in Eukaryota, Viridiplantae, Streptophyta, Magnoliopsida, Lamiales, Oleaceae. Bases 117 to 839 code for a protein of 240 amino acids. The transcript is spliced from 3 exons.